This is a messenger RNA of Rodentolepis nana, 951 nucleotides long. Lineage: Eukaryota; Metazoa; Platyhelminthes; Cestoda; Cyclophyllidea; Hymenolepididae. The record is from the annotation of a GenBank genome assembly.
AUGCGGUACAUUGUCUCAUUCCUGCUUGUUUCCUUCUUCCUCGCGAAUGCCAAACCCCACCCAGAACGAAGGGAAUUGAGUGAACACGACCAUAAUGAAGAAAACCCCGAGCUCCAUAAUCUCAAGUUCGAUCAUGAAGCAUUCCUUGGUAAAGAAUUAGCCGCAGAAUUCGAUAAGCUUACAGAUAAGGAAUCCAGAGAACGUUUAACUGAAAUCUUCAAGAAGAUUGAUCAAGAUGGGGAUAAAGCUGUCUCAGAAACUGAGUUGAAGCGAUGGAUUUCUUUCGUUUCCAAGACUGCGGUUCGCGCUGACGCCAAUCGUCACUGGAAGAAUCUUAACGCAAACAAAAAUGAACCUCUUGCAUGGAGGGAUUACCUCGAAAGGACCUAUGGUGUUGAAGAAGAAAUUUCUUCUGAUCCCGAACGUCAUGCUCAAUACAUCAAGAUGAAGAGGGCUGAUGAACGACGUUGGAAUGCUGCUGAUAUGAACUUCGAUAACAAGCUCAGUUUGGAUGAAUACAGCGCCUUCCUUCAUCCACAAGACUACCCUAGAAUGCGCAACGUGGUCGUUGAGGAAACACUUGACAGCGUGGACAUAGAUAAGGAUGGCUACAUCUCAAUUAAUGAAUACCUUGCUGAUCUAGCCAGAUCCUUUGGCAGACAAUUUGACCCCAAGGGACCUCUUGAUGAUUGGGGACAAAAGGAGAAGGAACAAUUCUUGGCCCACCGUGACAAGAACGGUGACAAGCGUAUGGAUAGACAGGAAAUCGGUGAAUGGAUCAUGCCAACUGAUUACGAUCCCGUUGAAGCUGAAGCCAAGCACCUCAUCUAUCAUGCUGAUGACGAUAAGGAUGGAAAAUUGCAAGAGAAAGAGGUUCUUGAGCAUCAAUCUUUGUUCGUGGGCAGCCAGGCGCUCAAUUAUGGACGUCCUCUCGGACACGAGGAGCUCUAA